GGACGAUGAUUUAGAGACGGUACUUACUAUUCUUAAGAACAAUAAGAUAUCACCUUGCAGUCUUCUCGAACUUGGAGUUGGAACUGGCUUAAUGGCGGAUUUUAUGACUUCUCAUGGUUAUAUGUGUUGCGGGGUAGAUAGUUCCCCAGAAAUGUUGGCAAAAGCUCGACAACGGAAUGACAACAUUCGAUUGCUGUUAUCGGACAUGUUGACGGUUGAUUUGAAAGAAAAAUUUUCUUUGAUUUUAUGCGUUUUUGACACUAUCAAUCACUUAGCUUCUCUUGCAGAUUGGGAGAGUCUAUUCGAAGUUGUUUUGCGACAUAUGACACCAGAUGGAACUUUUCUAUUCGACUUUAAUACAGAAACAAAAUUACAGAUGUUGGCCAACGUUGGGCGGCUUUAUGAAUCGCGUGGUAAUUCGUUUGCGCUAUUUAGAUUUAAAGAUCUUGGAGAAGGAAAGUUAGAAUGGGACGUUUCUUAUCAUCAAUUGCGAAAUAACUUUUAUUGUGUCACGAGAUCGAUAAUUAUGGAGCGCGCGUAUCACUAUACAAUUAUUUUGGACGCGCUAUCUAAGAAAUUUGGUAAAAUAUCAUGUUACAAUGAUGCUGGACAAAUAGUGGGGAAUGCUGAUCA
This is a messenger RNA of Racocetra fulgida, 633 nucleotides long. Lineage: Eukaryota; Fungi; Glomeromycota; Glomeromycetes; Diversisporales; Gigasporaceae. The record is from the annotation of a GenBank genome assembly.